UAGGCCACUGACUCUAUGUUGACUGUACGGAUACGUGCGUUUCGAUAUUUUGUAAGCGUAGGGCACAUUUCCGUCACUAUACGACAGGCGUAUAAUUUGGCAGGCUUGUCGCGUAGUGUCUUUGCAUUUUCUUCGCGGGUCGUGGUGUCACAGAGGGCCUGUGCUAGACACGAAUCCCCAAAAGGAAAUGCUUUACAUAAACCAUUUGUCUGUCAUUUGAUAUGCUGACAUCUGAGAUGCCAAGAUUCUUCAAAGCCUAGAGAAGAACUCAUGGACGCCGGAUCGAGUUGUGUUUAGGAGAAAGAAAACCCGGGUAUCGACGUUUUAAAAUUGGAUGAGGGAUUCACUAAACACACAAUGAACUUUAAGCUGCUUGCCUUGAUCUGUUUGCUGCAAGUUUUGGCGGUGAAGGGAGUGUGGAAAACCACGAAAGUAAAGGUUACUCGAAAGCCUGUGGUCGGUGACUACUUCGCUUUUUCUUUGAGCAAAGACGACGCUAGUGCAUGUACUAAACUAGCAGAGAAGGCGUGUGGUAGCUACAACAGCGUACCUACAAGCGAGCCGUGUAAUCCUUUAGAUGCUUGCUGUAAAAGUUGUCAAUGUAAGGACGAAACGCCGGCGUUCCUUGUACAUGAAAACCGCUGCGUUAGCAACAACGAUAUCAAAGGCAACUCCAGUUCAGAAUGCCAGUACUAUCUAGCAAAUAAAGCUAACUCAAGUGCAACCUGUACCAGUCCAACUCUGCCUACCAUAGACACAGUGAAUCCAGGCAAGAUACAGUUUGCCAUCUGUGGCCCAGCAGACAUCAUAACAGACGAGACUUCUGGGAACAUCCUACGAUGCGAAAUCAUACCUCAUAAUUCACACUACCUGGAGAAUGGCGAGUGGCUGGGGCUGUCAACAGACGUACGGCGAACGGUGAAGCAUGGAUUUACACUCAACAAACUACAGCUGCAGUGGGACACAGUCUCCCCAGUCCUUCACGGCUUGGUACUGUCGAUGGCGGUAAAGUGUGUGAGACACAGGUUGAUAGUACAAGCAGGAUUGAUAGAGAUGGAGAUGAAAUCGUGCUUCAAGUUCAAGAUUUCUGGAACGCGCACCUGGCCAGGACCAAGAAUCCAAAUCCCAGACCCUACCACAUCCUUGUCUACGCAUUCCAUUUCCAUGACGACAUCAGUCAAUAUAACGCAAAACGCGACGUCACUUCCGCCGCUGAUACCAACAGGGCGUGAGCCCGCGAGCACGAGUCCCGAGGGCACGGAAGCGUCCAGCAUGGUUGACGUGACUGACAAUUACGGGCCGCUCCUGAUUGGCUUGGCUGCCGUGCUGGGGACCCUUUUGAUGCUCGUGUUCGUCGCCAUCAUCGCGGCUAUCAUAGUGUUCAGAAGGAAAAGAAGAAAAGCCGAUCUGUCAAUGCGAAGAAAAAACAGAAGUAACCCGCUGUACGAACGCGGUAUAGACCCCACGCUUGGCGGAAAAGCCGCCUCACUGUACACGAAUUACUCGGGUCAUUUCUACCAACCAUUGGUGGUGAACACACGUCCCACAUGGCCUGGCGGAAAGGAGCCGAUUUACCAAACACUGGACUCGCAAUCACGCGAGACUACCAACCACAGUAACACUAAGAACAGCCUGCCGUAUUGUGACAUGACAGAAGACGGAUACCUCAUGCCUGUGGACGACCAUACGUACCCCACCCCACCCCAGUCAGAAGGUAACGUCACGGACAUGACCGACAUCUCGCAUCCUUCCAGCUCACUCGACUCGCGCAACUACGACAAGCCAGAAGGCAUCAUCGUAGCCAACCCAGAACAGGAGAAAGUAGACGCUGAAACAUCCCCCGAAAAGCUACCAGCGCGCGCGACCUCUGCACCGGUAAGAGGACAAUCCCAGCGGGUCCCCACCCCGGGUGGGGCAAAAACCAUGCCUGUACCCACCACUGAGAAGGAGCCAACGCAAGCGGUAACUGGGUCAAAGACAUUACCAGACGCAGACCAGCUUGUUGUUGCUUUGGAGCCGGAAGAUAAACAUCAGACAGGCAACGUUAAUAGCGAGAAGUCAGUGAUUGUAGAUACACCCGAGGAAGUGGAGCCUGCGAAGGACCAGCUUGCUGUGACAUCACAAUCGGAUGACUCUGAUAACGAAUCUUGCUAUGAGGACAUGCAGGAGUUAACUCUCCCAAUCGAGGAGGGGAAACCGUUCUAUUUUGUGUUACAUUGUCCGGCAAAGGGCACAAAGAAGUCGAAGAAACGGAGGAAAGAGGCGGAGGAAAACGGCGAAAUGAAUAAUGACGAGGUAGAGAAACUACCGGAUAUUAAAACUGUUGAAAAGGAGUCUCCGCCUCUGUACCACACAUUUGAAGGGCAAACACAUCUCUAAUCACGUGGACGACUCGUCAUGAUCACGAGGGCAGACCUCAAGGUCACGUGGUAGACACAUGAUUCCGAUCACGCGUCAACAUCGUGCAGUUGUCGGUUCGGUGUUACCAGAAGAGAGUUGUCGUUAAUCAUUGUGUUGUGUUAAUCUACGUAGAUAUUUAGCUAGUGUUGCACGGGACCUCGGCCAAAUCCAAACAGCCAGACGUUAUGUUGAUAAGUAGCUGAUUGGAAUCCAAUUCCACGCGUUAUUUCUAGACAUUGAUAUCAUAACAUGCAGUUUGCAAAAACAAAUAUAGUACAUUAGUAAAUUAUUUGAUUCGAGAAAUGAUCCAUACCCCAUAGAGGGAAUUGUGCUGAUUUGAAGAGGGCAAAAAAGCUUUCAUGUGGCAGCAAUGUUUGCCAAGAGGCGGUAUGAAUUAGGGAUGGGGGCUGGAUCGACAGUGCUGAAUAACGUAUGCGCAUGCGCGUGUUCUGGCGUAAACAAACAAAA
Molecule: messenger RNA, 2868 nt
Organism: Nematostella vectensis (starlet sea anemone)
Lineage: Eukaryota; Metazoa; Cnidaria; Anthozoa; Actiniaria; Edwardsiidae
Exons: 8
Coding region: 358-2379 (673 amino acids)
Source: RefSeq, a predicted model, not a curated record